UUAUCAUUACCUAGAACACUUAUAUCCCCAGGGUAGGAUGCACACUAUCGUGAGGGUAGCCAGAUCGAGAUUAGCAUAUCAGAAUGUAAUAUGCUCCAGGGUCUCCAAGCUGUCAUCUCAGUCAGCUGAAAGUGAGACUACAGAGAAGGUGGUCCCUGAAGGUGAUGCAGAAGAUCCAUUGGCUUUAAAAGAUGUAGAGAUAGCAGCUCUUCAAGCCAAGCUGGCUACCGAGAAAGAACUUUUGACAGAUCUGAAAAAUAAAUACCUUAGAGCUUUGGCUGAUGGAGAAAAUGUUAGAAAUAGAGCCAAAAAAGAAUUGGAGAAUUCGAAAAUCUUUUCUAUCCAAUCUUUCGCAAAGGACAUGUUGCCCGUAUCAGACGUUUUGGAGAAAGCUCUUGAGAGUGUACCUGAAUCAGAGAGAAGCAGCAAAGUGUUAGCUAACUUGUAUGAGGGGGUGUCUCUAACACACAGUCAACUUCAUCAGGUUUUUAAGCGACACAACCUGGUAAAGAUAAUACCGCUGGGCGAGGAAUUUGACCCAGUGUACCACGAGGCUAUGUUCCAAGUACCGGACCCGACCCAGACACCUGGCACCGUGAUGAAUGUUAUCCAGUCUGGGUACGUGCUGCAUUCUAGAUCUAUACGUUCCGCUAAAGUGGGUGUAGUGAAGGAGACUUAAUUUGUGAAUAAGGAGGGACUAAUUUAUUGUUUCUAUUGAAUAAACAAAUCGAUAAAAUAAAAACGUAAAAUCUAGAACUUGAGCCUUGAGGAUGUUUUGGCCAUUAAGUAUUAUAGAUUGCUGGUCAAACGUUUCUCCCAGAAGAUGAAAUAGUCUAUAAUUUGCUAUUUGCAUAGUGUGUGACCCUUAUAAUUAAUCUAAGGUAUCUGAAAGUCAGUGCCUGCUUGCACAGGACAGUGAUUAUUUAAAUUACUGUGUAAUUUAAAGUUUUAUAUAGAUUUUUUAUCAAGUUGA
Messenger RNA from Bolinopsis microptera, 973 nucleotides. Its product is annotated as grpE protein homolog, mitochondrial-like. The transcript has 3 exons. Gene Ontology annotation, biological process: protein folding; protein import into mitochondrial matrix. Gene Ontology annotation, cellular component: PAM complex, Tim23 associated import motor. Gene Ontology annotation, molecular function: protein-folding chaperone binding; adenyl-nucleotide exchange factor activity; protein homodimerization activity. NCBI's taxonomy places the organism in Eukaryota, Metazoa, Ctenophora, Tentaculata, Lobata, Bolinopsidae. The record is from RefSeq and is a predicted model, not a curated record. The coding region runs from base 38 to 679 and encodes 213 amino acids.